UUUGAUAAUUUUUAUUACACUAUUGCAGCAGCCACAACAAAACAACGAAAAAGAUUUUAUCGUUUGUUGAAACCAUUUUUUUUUCUAAUUACAGGUUAACAUCAGGUGCAAUGUCGAAAUCCUCGAUCUCAGUGUUGCAAUCAUUGACGGCCACAUACACCGACUCAGAAGGGGAAGAUGAAGAACGUUCUGACAGGAAAAGAAGAUCAUCCUCCCUCACAUCAGAUGGAAAUAUGGAUGUAGAAAAAGAAUCUACAGCUACCAAUACUGCUACCUCAAUUGCUACUCCAGAGAGUAAUAAAUCUGGGACCAACACACCACAGUCGGGGAGCAGCAUAAGUGCUGCUGAGAUUCGACGUGUUGCUGCACGUCUUGUUUCCUACAAUAAUGAUGAAGCCAUGUCUGAUGAAGAUGACGGGGAAGAAGAAGAUAGUAAUAGCAGGGUAGAGUUCCCUGUUAUAAGAUCCAGCAGACCUGUCAGCCCCAGUGCUGAACCAAUCAAAUUGUUGCCUGGAGAAGAAUUGCUCCCUCCAGAGCCUACUGGAAAAUGUCCAGCUGAUUUACAAGAAAAAAUUACAAGACAAUAUGAAAGCAUGUUACAAAGAAAUAUUUCAUCUUUGAAUUUUCAAAUUCAACAAAGAAAGCAGUUCCGAAACCCCAGCAUCUAUGAAAAGCUUAUUGACCACUUAGACAUAGAAGAAAUUGGAACUAAUUAUCCCCCUUCCAUCUAUGAUCCUUAUCAAUGGGGUGAAGAAUCCUAUUACGAAAACCUUUCCAAAGUUCAGCGGGAAGAAAUGGAGAAACGCGAAAAAGAGCGACGAGAACGAACAAAAGUAGAGUUUGUGUCUGGAACAGCUCCUAAAAAAUCGGGCAGCAGCGGUGGGACUGAUGAAGAGAAGAAGAGGAAAUCGAAAUGGGACCAAACCGUCCCACUAAGCCAGGGUGCCAAUCUCACUUCCGUGGCUACAGGUACAAAAAUGGCAAUUCCAGCAUUUGGAACGCUACCUAAGAAAGCCAAACAAGUAUGACACUGGUUUCUAAAUUUAAUAUCUCAAUUUCAUACCGUGAUCCCAUAAUUGUCUAUUCGCAAUGCAUAACCACUAAUACAUUCUUGUUCCAUAGA
Molecule: messenger RNA, 1123 nt
Organism: Daphnia pulex (common water flea)
Lineage: Eukaryota; Metazoa; Arthropoda; Branchiopoda; Diplostraca; Daphniidae
Product: SAP30-binding protein-like
Exons: 4
Coding region: 111-1028 (305 amino acids)
Biological process (GO): regulation of DNA-templated transcription
Cellular component (GO): nucleus
Source: RefSeq, a predicted model, not a curated record